Messenger RNA from Penicillium hordei, 305 nucleotides. Its product is annotated as cytochrome b-c1 complex subunit 10. NCBI's taxonomy places the organism in Eukaryota, Fungi, Ascomycota, Eurotiomycetes, Eurotiales, Aspergillaceae. The record is from RefSeq and is a predicted model, not a curated record. The transcript is spliced from 5 exons. Gene Ontology annotation, biological process: mitochondrial electron transport, ubiquinol to cytochrome c. The coding region runs from base 39 to 305 and encodes 88 amino acids.
AGCAAUUGUCCCACCAAAUCACUCCGGUGUAAUUCAAGAUGUUCGCCCCUACUGCUCGCCGCGCCGCGGCCCAGGCCUCCGCCUAUGCGCCCAAGUACUACAUCCCCCGCACCGCCGCCGGUAUGACCCUUGGCACAGCCAUCCAGCUUGGUUCCGUCGCUGCUGGCUUCGGUGUCGCCCUUGGUUCCGGUGCCCUCUUCAUCUUCGGCGAGGUUCCCCGUGUGCGCAACGAUGUCCUCCGCAAGCUUCCUUUCUUCGAUACCUACUACGACCGCACCAUUGCCCCCGAGGACAACCCCUUCUAA